Phoenix dactylifera (date palm) is the source of this 3194-nucleotide messenger RNA. Lineage: Eukaryota; Viridiplantae; Streptophyta; Magnoliopsida; Arecales; Arecaceae. The record is from RefSeq and is a predicted model, not a curated record.
GGUCAGAGUCGCUCGCUUCUACAGGAGGAGCGCGCACACAGUGAGCGAGAGAGAGCAUGGGUGGAGAGCUGAGGGAGGAAGAAGAAGACAUCAAAAUCUCUACUUUUUCUUCUUAAAUUUUCCUCUCUUUGUUUUUUUAGAAAAAAAAAGGAUUAAGAACACAUCAUCUAGAGAGCUGAAGUUGAUUUUUUUUUUUUAUUCCUUUCUUUUUACUCUUGUUUUGAGGUUGUGGGUUUUGUUAGAAUAGCCGCUAUGGAGGCAUCAGAGUUCAUCCAUGGUGGUGGCUUAGAGGUUUCUGCGACCGGAGAAUCCGUGCAAGCUUUGCCAUGGGAUAUCCAUGGCUUUGUGCUCGAGAUAUGCGGCUCUUCCCGGUAAUGUUUUUCGAAUCCAAUUCAUGACUUCUUUUCUUCUUUCCAUUCUUUGAUUCUUUUACAUAGGUUUCUCACUCUCUCCUUUCUUUCUUUUGUUUUUUAUAUUAUUAUUAUUAUUCAAACUUUCCUUUGUUUCAAAAGAAAUUUAAACACCCCUUCUGAUUUCUGAAUACAGACACUCUAACCUUUGCAAAUCAUUCUUUCUUGGCUGAAGUUUUCGAAUUCUUUGCGAAAAUCUUUACAUAGACACCUCUUCCCCUGCAUGCAUAUAAGCAUUAUUUUUCUAAGAAGAGAAUGCUAAUGAAGCGUUAUAGGAGUUGAAGAGAAACAAAUAGACAGCGCAGGGUAAAACAAGGAGGGAAGAGGUGUGCUUUUAGUUUAAGUAUAGCAGAGAAGCAAAGAAAGCAGUAGGAUUGGUAUCAAACAGCAUUCAAUCCAAAAAAUAACAAACAAAAAGACAAAGUUGGAAGAGAGUAGAGAAUGUUGGCUGGGUGCUCCUCAGCGCUGCUGUCGCCGAGGCACCAACUGAGGAGUGAGGCUUCCGUGCAGGUGCAAGGUUCCCAUUUCCAGCUGCAGGAGAGGCACUGCACUUCGCAGCAGAGGAUGGGUACCCAGCGCUUUGACCUCCCAUGCAGCUUCUCCAGGAAAGAUGCCCCCCGGGUCGCCAUUUCACUGGAGAAGCCAGCUGAGGCCAGAAGCAGCAGUUGCGCGUUUAGGCCGAGCCCAGCAACAGCUUCUUCGUCUUCCGUGGCGGCGCGAGCACUCUCAUGGGAAGGAAGGAUAGAGAUCGCCGAAGGAGGGGGGCCUUGGGAGCGACGGAGGAGCUCGAAGAGGAGAUCACAUGAGAGGAGCUCAUCCGAGGAGGAUUCACGUCCUGACCGAGCCAAGAGGACGAGGACAGGCGGCGCGGCACGGUUGGCUGGUGGUGAGGAUGACAUAUGGUUGCCUCAAUCCACCAAGGAGCAUCCAUCGGUGGAAGAGGAGGAGGAGAAGGAGGAGGAGGAGGAGGAGGAGGAGGAGGAGGAAGAAGAAGAAGAAAAGAAAGUCUUUCUAGUUCCAAAUGCAGCAUUGUUUCCAUUUUUCACCACCACAAGCAGCACAUUGGUAGGCUCCUUCGAAGCUGGAAGGGGUCUGGGCACAGGUGUUCAGCCAAACAACAAAUCGCAGUCGGAUUCGAGCUCGUCGUCCGAUGCCCGGAAUUCAUCUCCAAAGCAGCACAAGGAUUCCUCUGAUAAUGCAGCACGGAAUGGUCCCGAAAUCGCUCACCCAACUGGUUUUGCUGGUAUAGCAGGUCAGGGUGGUGGGAAUGCCCAAACGGAGCAGCAGGGUCUUGAGCUCGUGAGCUUGCUCACAUCCUGUGCGGAGUCCAUUAGUUCUCGUAAUCAUGAAGCCAUAUCCUUCUUCUUAGCUAGACUUGCAGAGCUUGCCUCCCCGACAGGAAGCUCGAUGCAUCGAGUGGCGGCAUACUAUGCAGAAGCCUUGGCCCUCCGCGCCGUCAAGCUCUGGCCUCACAUCUUCUCCAUAACGCCACCGCGGGCGCUGGCUGAUCAGACUGGUGGUGGUGGUGCUGAUGAUGAUGCCACAGCAUUGCAGCUGCUCAACCAAGUCAGCCCAAUUACGAAGUUUCUCCAUCUCACAUUGAAUGAGAGAUUGCUCAGGGCUUUCGAAGGGAAGGACAGGGUUCAUAUAAUAGAUUUCGACAUCAAACAAGGACUUCAGUGGCCUGGUCUGUUUCAGAGCUUGGCCGGCAGGGCUAAUCCCCCGAGCCAUGUGAGGAUCACCGGGAUCGGAGAGUGCAGACAGGAGCUUCAGGACACAGGAGCUAGGCUGGCAAGGUUCGCCGAGGCCUGCAAUCUUCCUUUCGAGUUCCAUGCAGUUGUCGAUAGGUUGGAGGAUGUGAGGCUUUGGAUGCUUCAUGUGAAGAGGGAGGAUUGCGUCGCUGUAAACUGCAUCCUAAUGCUGCACAAGAUGCUCUAUAAUGAUGAGAAUGGAGGAGCUCUGAUGGAUUUGUUAGGUCUGAUUCGAAGCACAAACCCGGCGAUUGUUCUUCUGGCCGAGCAAGAAGCACAGCAUAACGAAACCAGAUGGGAGGCAAGGUUGGCCAACUCACUUCAGUACUACUCUGCCAUCUUCGACUCACUCGACUGCGGUCUGCCGGAGGAUAGCCUGGCUCGGAUCAAGAUCGAAGAGAUGUUUGCAAGGGAGAUCAGGAACCUGGUCGCCUGUGAAGGGAGUGAGAGGGUUGAUAGGCAUGAGAAGUUUGAGAGGUGGAGGAAGCUGAUGGAGGAUGGUGGUUUUAGAUGCAUGGGCAUUGGAGAAAGGGAGAUGCUUCAGAGCCGGUUGAUUUUAAGGAUGUAUGAUGGUGAGAAUUUCAGCAUAGAUAAGCAAGGGGAAGAAAAUGAUGGACUCACUCUUAAGUGGUUAAAUCAAUCUCUAUACACAGUGUCUGCAUGGGCACCCACUGAUAUUGCAGGCAGCUCAGCUACAUCUCAGCCAAGCUAAUCAGACUGCAUUUCUGCAUGGUUUGGUUUUCUUUUCUUUAUAAAUCUCCAAACAUUCUUUUAUACCUUCCAAACACAGAAGUUCUCAUAUCUUUUGUUUUGUGAAAUAGGAGGAAUUUUUUUUCUUAGUUUGUAUUCUUUUCCAUUCUUUGGUUGCUGAAUCAUCGGCAAGAAUUAUAUUAGAAAGAGAAGCUCCAUAUGGCACCUCUCUUUCAGUUCCUCAGCAGAUUGCCUGCAUUAGAAUUUGGAUUUUACAUUGUUGUAAUUCUUUUAUUUUGUUCGAUGUAAUUGAGAAACAAAAUCAGAUGUUUUUAUUUCUUUA